Molecule: messenger RNA, 793 nt
Organism: Apus apus (common swift)
Lineage: Eukaryota; Metazoa; Chordata; Aves; Apodiformes; Apodidae
Gene: PROCR
Product: protein C receptor
Exons: 4
Coding region: 37-708 (223 amino acids)
Biological process (GO): negative regulation of coagulation
Molecular function (GO): signaling receptor activity
Source: RefSeq, a predicted model, not a curated record
GGGGCCACCAUUCCCGUCCCCAUCCCUGUCCCCAGGAUGCUCCGCUGGCUGCUGCUGUGCGGGGCGCUGGGAUGCGGGGCAGAGCGGGCGGCCCCCCUCACCUUCACCAUGCUGCAAAGGACCCGCGUUUCCAAGGGCAGUUCCGUCUUCUCGGGGAACGCCAGCCUGGACGGGCAGCUCAGCCACCUCCUGGACGGCUCUAAUGUCACCCAAGUGCUGCCGCUGGAGCCCCCCGAUGCCUGGGCCAGGAGGCAGCAGGAUGUGGCCACCUACCUGAACUACUUCGGCCAGUUGGUGAAGCUCUUCAGCAAGGAGAGGCCCAUUAACUACACCCAGAGCCUCUGGUGCCACCUGGGCUGCCGCCUCUACCCCAACGGCACGGCCAGCAGCUUCUACGAGGUGACCCUCAACGGGACAGCUUUCCUCAGCUUCCAUGUCCCCAGCGCCACCUGGCAGCGGAGCUGGCCCGGCAGGCACGAGGUGGCUGCUUUUGCUGAGGAGCAGCUGAUGAAGUACCCCCAGACCACCCAGGAUCUCCAGCAUUUCCUCAACACCACCUGUGUCAGCAUCCUGAGGGCCCAGAGAGCCUGGACGGGAACACGGAGCAGCCGGUCACACACUCCCCUGGUGCUGGGCCUGAUCCUGGGGACUGUGGCCCUGCUGGGCAUGGCCGUGGGGAUCUUCUUGUGCACGGGAGGGAGCUGCUAGCAGAGCCAGCCACUGGCCCGUGUCACCCCCUGGGGGCAGGGGACUGACCCACCACCACCCCGUGGACACAGGGGACAGACCCACC